This is a messenger RNA of Cyphellophora europaea CBS 101466, 423 nucleotides long. RefSeq lists its product as uncharacterized. Bases 1 to 423 code for a protein of 140 amino acids. The transcript has a single exon. The record is from RefSeq and is a predicted model, not a curated record. Lineage: Eukaryota; Fungi; Ascomycota; Eurotiomycetes; Chaetothyriales; Cyphellophoraceae.
AUGUCAAACAAUCGCCAAAGUCGUCGCGCCGAGGAGCGAAGAGCCCUCCACAGUCACAGCCAGCGUAUUGACGCGCGAGCCGCCACCAAAAGACGCAACCUGCGGAUUGACACCAAGAGAGACGCGCAAGAGAUCAACCGGAUGAAGGUUCGAAAGAAGUUUGGCAUUCCGGAUGACCCAACCACUCUAGAGCAAGUGGUCGAAAGCAUGCAUUUGGCGGUACGGUCUCUGUAUUGCUUCGGCGGGAAGAAAGGAUUGAAGACGGUCAUUGCUCUGGCGCUCACACUGGUCGCUUUUGCGGCUGCUCUCUACCGGGCAUGGCUAGCUUCCGCUCACGUCAAGACAGAUGUACUCAAGCACCUUGACUUGCUAAAUGCCAGUCUAGAUAAGGUCACAUGGGCUACCGUGUCGCUUGGGGAGUAG